AUGACCAAGCAGCAGCCUGAGCUCUUCCGCGUCUUCGUCCUCACGGCCUUCCCCCGCUGGUUUGGCCUGAACCGGUACCGCGUCCACGUCCCCUGGACCGUCUACGUCGCCGACACUCUGGGCCAAAACCCUGCGCUCGACGGCGCUGUGUGCGGCAUCACCUCCGUCUUCCUUGGCCGCUCGCACAACGACGACAAGCUCCAAAGGUCCAGCCGCGAGAUCUACGGCAAGGCCCUCGCCGCCUUCGGCGCCAUCAUCCACAGCAAUGCCGGGAGCACGCAGCUCGCCUCCCGCGUCGCCGUCAGCACCUCCAUCCUCCUCAGCCUGUUCGAGACCUACCUCCGGACAGACCAGCACUCGUGGGCCCGCCACGCCCGCGGCGCCGCCCUGCUCAUGUCCCUGCGCGGCGCCCGCGCCCACCUCACCGGCUUCGACCGUUGCCUGUACCUCUCCUUCCGCAGUUUCCUCGUCGCCGAGGCCUUCAUCCACGGCCAGCCGUGUCUCUUCGAGACCCCCGAAUGGCAGCGCCUCAUUGACGAGAUCCGCUGCCAGGACAUGGUCGACCGUCGCGUCACCCCGCAGAUCUCUGCCGUCAUCGACGUCUCCGACCGCCUCUUCAUGGAGGUCGUCCAGCUGCCGGGCCUGGUGUCCCGCGUGCGUCGCCUCACCCUCGCGGCCGCCCGCGAGGACAUGCCCGCCAUUCGCGCGCUGGAAAUGCGCCUCCAUCGCUGUGACCACGCCAUCCGCGCCCUGACCCGCGAGCUGCAGGUUUCUAUCGCUGCGCGCACCCACGCCGCACCCGGCCAGACCGCAUCGUUCAUCGGUCCCAUCCCCUUGUCGUUUCCGGAGGAGUUUGCGAACGGCCUCAUCCGCGCAACUGACGUGUGUUUCCGCAUCUUGGGCCUCCUCCAGCACAAUCUCUCCGUCAUCUGUCAAGAGAUGGUGCAUCUGGUAGUGCCCGAUGGGGCGAGUCCGCAGUCCGCAUCCAGUUUGCCGUCCAGUCCGGGCUCUCUGGGCGACGGAUUGACUGCCCUUCCGUCAAGGGUAGUGCCGUUUCGUCUGGUGUCCAAGCUGCAGCCCGACAAACGGGAGCAACUCGCCCCCGUGGACAGGUGGCUGGAUAUGGUGGCGUCUUCUAUGGGCAUGGAAGCGUUUGAGAUUGUCAUUGGCAACUCAGCUCCCAGCGCAUACGCGGACGCUGACCCGGAACCCCAUUUAUCGGGUACAAUACUCCCUUUGCGCUGA
Messenger RNA from Aspergillus terreus NIH2624, 1245 nucleotides. RefSeq lists its product as uncharacterized. The record is from RefSeq and is a predicted model, not a curated record. Bases 1 to 1245 code for a protein of 414 amino acids. NCBI's taxonomy places the organism in Eukaryota, Fungi, Ascomycota, Eurotiomycetes, Eurotiales, Aspergillaceae. The transcript has a single exon.